GUUCCUUAGGCCUCACUUCCACAUCGGUCAUCCGACAUCCGGUCGCCCUCUUCCUACGUAUUUCAAACAUGUUCUCUUUCGUCGUACUUCUGGCUGCUGCUGCAACUUCUCUACCGAAGGCUCUCGCUCAUGGAGGUGUCUUGAGUUAUUCAUGGGACGGAGACUGGUACUGGGGAUGGCAGCCGUACGACUCGCCUACCGGUCAGACCACCAUUCAGAGGUCUUGGUCGUCCUACAACCCGAUUACGGAUCCCACGGACCCCACGAUCGCCUGUAACGAUGAUGGUACCUCCAGUGCUCUUCAACUCACUGGAACUGUUGCUGCGGGUACUCCGAUCACCGCGUACUGGAACCAAGUUUGGCCCCACCCGUACGGCCCCAUGUUGACCUACCUCGCCAACUGCGGUGGUUCCACUUGCACUGGCGUCGAUGCUAGCAGUCUCCAAUGGUUUAAGAUCGAUGAGUCCGGUCUCAUUAACGGCACGGUAUACGAUGGUGUCUGGGGUGAUGGUGUUAUGAUCGCUCAGAACUCUUCCUGGACCACCACUAUACCGUCGACCGUUCCUAGUGGUAACUACCUCAUCCGUUUCGAAACCAUCGCUCUGCACUCUCUCCCCGCUCAAUUUUACCCCGAGUGUGCUCAGAUCAGUAUCACCGGUGGUGGAACCCUCGAGCCUACCGCAGACGAGCUCGUCACCUUCCCUGGUGCUUACAGUGCCUCUGAUCCUGGAUUGACCGUCGAUAUCUACAGCAACUCUGCUCAGACUGAGACGACCUACCCCAUCCCCGGUCCUCCCCUCUAUGGCAGCUCCGUCUCUUCAUCCUCUGCCCCGGCUGCUCCGUCGUCCACCGCUUCUUCACCCGUCGGUAGCUCUUCUGCCCCAGCACCCACGUCAUCUUCGACUGGCUCCGCGGGAACAGUCGCUCAGUACGCACAAUGCGGUGGGCAAGGGUACACCGGUGCUACGGCUUGUGUGUCGCCUUACACUUGCCAGGCCGAGAACAGCUACUACUCCCAAUGCUUGUAAAAGUUGCCGCAGGGGUAAAUGCCUGCUGAAAUCAUGGGGUUGAUCAUACUGUACUCCGAAGGAGACGUUUUCGGUACAGCGUCUCAAGCUCAGGCGGGCUUCGUUAUCUUUUCCUUUUAUUGCCGUUGAUAUUGAUGCUAUGCGUGAUCUGUGGUGACCUGCUUUUUGUAUCCAUUUGAGCUGAAUGUGAGCCUUCGAGAAUGUGUAUACAGUAUUCGUGUAGAAAUCAGUGUUUGAAGUCGUGCUACGUUUCAGGUGUCGAGUACGUGUAUUGAGUAUCGAGGUCGAGGUACUCCUGUAAG
This is a messenger RNA of Stereum hirsutum FP-91666 SS1, 1330 nucleotides long. RefSeq names its product cellulose-growth-specific protein. Gene Ontology annotation, molecular function: cellulose binding. The transcript has 9 exons. Gene Ontology annotation, biological process: carbohydrate metabolic process. The record is from RefSeq and is a predicted model, not a curated record. Bases 69 to 1028 code for a protein of 319 amino acids. Gene Ontology annotation, cellular component: extracellular region. Lineage: Eukaryota; Fungi; Basidiomycota; Agaricomycetes; Russulales; Stereaceae.